Lottia gigantea (owl limpet) is the source of this 840-nucleotide messenger RNA. RefSeq lists its product as hypothetical. The record is from RefSeq and is a predicted model, not a curated record. The coding region runs from base 1 to 840 and encodes 279 amino acids. NCBI's taxonomy places the organism in Eukaryota, Metazoa, Mollusca, Gastropoda, Lottiidae. The transcript has 8 exons. Gene Ontology annotation, molecular function: inositol monophosphate 1-phosphatase activity. Gene Ontology annotation, biological process: inositol metabolic process; phosphatidylinositol phosphate biosynthetic process; signal transduction.
AUGCCUGUUGAAGUUUUAGAGCACGAGCUAGAAGAUAUAUAUAAUACAGCAGUGGAAUUGGCUAGAAAGGCUGGAGAGGCUAUCAGAGAAGCAUUUUAUAAAGAAAAGAAUGUGGAAAUAAAACAAAGUGCUGCAGAUUUAGUAACUGAAACUGACCAGGCUGUAGAGAAAAUGAUUCAAGAUUUGAUAAUGAAAAAAUAUCCUCAUCAUAAAUUUAUUGGUGAAGAAACUGUAUCAGCUGAUGGGUCAGCCUGUUCACUAACUGAUGAUUUUACAUGGAUUAUUGACCCUGUAGAUGGAACAACAAACUUUGUUCAUAGCAUACCUGAAGUCGCCUUUUCUUGUGGAAUACUGGUAAAUAAACAGGUUGUUAUUGGUGUAAUUUAUGUACCUAUAUUGGACCAGAUGUAUACAGCCAAAAAAGGUCAAGGUUCAUUUGUAAAUGGUAAAAAAUUAUCUGUUAGCUCUGUUAAAGAAUUAAAAAGCGCAGCUAUUAUUAUGGAAGGUGGUAGCUCAAGAGAUCCUGAUGUAUUAUCUACUAAAAUCAAUAACAUUCAUUCUGUUUUAAAGUCAUGUCAUGGGAUAAGAGCAUAUGGUUCAGCAGCUAUUAAUUUAUGUAAAGUAGCCAGUGGUAUGUAUGAAGCGUAUGUAGAAUUUGGUAUACAUUGUUGGGAUAUUGUAGCUGGUAUGUUAAUUUUACAAGAAGCUGGUGGAGUCAAUAAAGAUACUACAGGUGAAGAAAUUGAUAUUAUGAGAAGACGUAUUAUUGGUGCCAACUGUGAGAAUAUCAUUACAGAAAUAGCUUCCAAACUGACACAGAUUGAUGUAGGAAGAGAUUGA